Aureococcus anophagefferens is the source of this 5152-nucleotide messenger RNA. RefSeq lists its product as hypothetical. Gene Ontology annotation, molecular function: ATP hydrolysis activity; protein binding; ATP binding. The transcript has 7 exons. The coding region runs from base 29 to 5119 and encodes 1696 amino acids. The record is from RefSeq and is a predicted model, not a curated record. Lineage: Eukaryota; Pelagophyceae; Pelagomonadales; Pelagomonadaceae.
GUCUCGCCGUCUCCUCGUCACGCGUGAGAUGGACCCCGCCCUAGAGAAAAAGAAGCGAGAGUACGAGGCCCAGAAAGCGCGGACCAAGGAACUCCUAGCCCUCAAAACAUGCACAAUCUGUGGUGAGCUCUCUAAGCUCCGAUGUCCGUGCAAAACGACCGCCUACUGCUCUGUGGCCUGUCAAAAGGUCGACUGGCGCGAGCGGGGCCAUCGGAAGGUGUGCAAGCAGAUUCGGGCCCCGGCGCCGACGCCCCCGUCGUCACCGCCGAAGCAGGUCUUCUACGGCCCCGCGCCGCGGUCGCACGCCGACGAGGUUCGCGCCCGCAUCGCCGCGGAGCACGAGGCCGCCCGCGCGCGGCGCGAGGCGAACCCGGAGCACGAGCCGACGUCGGCGCGAUUCGGGGCGCGGUGUCCGAUCUGCUACGAAGACUGGGAUGUGAAUAUCCCGAGAACGUCGCUUAUGUUCUGUUGUUGCCGGCGGAUAUGUACGUCGUGUCAUGAGCAGCUAGUAAAAAAACCAUGUGCUCUCUGUGGCGCGCCCUGGCCAAUUUCUGUCAAAGAGUGUCUGGUUCGGCUCCUUCGCCAUGUUGACAACGAUGUUCCAGAAGCGCUGCAUAAGCUGGCAGGUGCAUACCUCCAUGGCAAACUCGGUCUCAAGAAGUCCGGGAAGAAGGCCGUGAGGCUCUACCAGCGCGCGUCCGACGCUGGAGUGGUCGAGGCGAUGUUGGAUCUGGGACGCUUGUACGACAAAGGCGACGGUAAUGAACGGCCGGUCAGACUGGACAGGACGAAAGCGUUGGAGUUGUUUCGGAUGGCCGCGGACACUGGGAGCUCGAGCGGGCAGUACUUUCUUGCUCUUUGCCUCAUGACCCGUGGACUUGAUGAUCAAGAAACGGAUGAAGCAGAAAGGAAGGAGUCAUUCCGAUUCAUGAAGCUCAGCGCAGAGCAAGGCAAGAUGGCCGCCCACCUGCUUCUCGCCCGAAUGUACCUUACCGGCUUCGGCGUGGACAAAGACUUGGUGCAGUCGUCGUUGCGGCCGAAGUCCGGGUCCGCGGUCGCGCGCGUGCCCGCGUUGCUGAGCUUGAGGAUGCGCGCGACGGUGACGGCCGUGUCGCGCUUCACCGCCGCGUCGCAGCUCCCGUCGUCGCCGCACGCCAUCGCGACGCGCAUCGCGGCCUGGAGCAGCGGCGUGCGCUGGUCCGGCGGGCGCUUCGACGCCUGGACCUUGACCUCCGUCGCGUCCUGGCGCACCAUGGCGUCGACGAAGCGCGCGGCCGUCGCCGUCGACGGCAAGGGCGACGCCGAGCCCGCGGCGCGCUGCUGCCCGCGCGCGGAGCGCGACGCGGAGACGGGCGACGCCAUCUACUACCCCAUGUGCGGCGGCCGCGUGCCGGCGCGGCGCUACCAGUGCGGCAUCGCGGUCUGCGGGCCCGGCGGCUGCGCGCUGUGCUGCGCGUCGCUCUGCCUGCGGUCCGUCGUCGGCGCCGCCGCCGCUUCCGCGCUGUCCGGGGUCGGCUGCGCCAUGGCGCCCCUCGGCCUCGGCCUCGUCUUCGCGUCGAACGCCGAGGUCCGGCGCUGGCGCGAGGCGGACGGCGACGACCGCGUCAUCCUCCAGGCGACGCACGACUACCUGGACCGGCCGAGCCGGUGGACGCACGCGCCCGGCGGGCCCGCGCCGGCGCUGAUCCGGGCCUGCCGCGCGGAGGCCGUCUGGGCCGCCUUCGUCGCGGACCUGCACGCCCGCGUCGCGCGGGUCCACCGCUACACGCGCUGGCGCCUGCCGCUCGUCUGCGCGCCGGCGCUCGGUGUCGUCGGAUUGAUCCUGCUGCCGCCGUCGCCCUUCGUCGUCCUCUACGUGCUCGCGCUGCUCGCGCUGGGCUGCGCGGGCAUCUACGUCGCCCUCGAGAUCAGCGCGGCGCAGCGGCGGUCCCUCGUCGACGCCUGGCACGGCCGCUUCGAGGCCGCGGGGAUCCACGUCUUCCUCAAGCAGCACGACGUCGGCCGGGGCCGCCAGGCGCUGACGCACCAGUGGAUCGAGCUCAACCGCCUCGGGACGCUGUCCCACAGCGCGGGCCGCGUCGUCCACUCGCCCCACCUCGACGGCGGCGCGGUGGAGGCGGUCCCCGCGGGCGACGACGCGCCGGCCGCGGCGCACCACGUGCCCUUCGCCCACGCGCGCGUCGUCGCCGACGCGGGCCGCCGCGCGCCGUCGGCGAGGGUCCACCCGGGCGACGCGCGCUACUACGUCGACGAAGACUCCAGCAUGGUCUUCACCGCCGAGCUCGCGGCCAUGGCCUUGUUCGGCGCCGGCUUCGGCGUCGCGGCCUGGGCCAUCGACCGGCGCGCGUUGUCGGGCAUGUACUGCGCCGGGUCGCGCGUCGAGACGAGCCUGUGCCGGGGCGCGUCGGUGCUGCUCGUCGCCGCGGCCGCGCGCGUCGCCGCUGCGCUACCGCUCGCGGAUUUCGAGCUCUUCGCGCACGGGCCCGCGCGCCUCGUCAGCGGCGCCGUGCCCGUCGUGCCCUUCGCCCGCGACGGCGCCCAGGGCCACGCCGCGGCCUGGGUCGGCGUCGCCUGCGCGGCGUUCCUGACGCACCGCUUCGCGACGGCGGUCGCGACGCGGUCCAUGGUCGACGGCGCGCUCCGGCCGUCCGCCGUCGCGUUCCUCGCCUGCGGCCUCGCGGGCCUCGCCGUGUCGUCGCUCCUCGCGCGCGCGCGGCGCUUCGCCACGGGCGUCCUCGUCCUCGGCCACAUCCUCGCGACGCUCGCGGCCAUCCGGCCGCGCGCGCCGUCGCCCGCGGCCGUCGCGGCGCUCCAGGGCCUCGCGUUCCCCUGUGCGGCGCUCCUCGCGGCCGCGCUCGCGCUCCGCGCGGCGCUCCUGGGCCUGCCGGGCGCGCGCGACAGCGACGCCGCGCCGAACCACGGCGGCGGCGCGGUCCACCUCCAGUUCUGCGAGGAGCCCUACGCCUACUCGUCGCUCGCGGCCCAGGCCUGCAGCCUCGCGUGCCACCUGCCCUACGUGCCCGCGCUCGCGGCCGCGUCGCCGCGCUUCCGGGCGCUGCUCUGCGGGCGGGACGUCCCCGAGAUCCCCGGCGCCGCGCGGCCCUGCGUGGGCCUCCUCGUCGCGCUCGCGGCAUGGACGGCCUUCGGCCACUACGUCCCGGACCCGCGCGCCUACGCCGUCGCGGAGGUGUCCAUCGCCCUCGCGCUCGCUUGGUUCGCCUUCACGUUCCGCGCCACGACGCCCUCGCUCCGGCGCGCGCCGGGGCCGGCCUUCGCCGCGGGCGCCGCGGCGCUCCUCGCGCUCGGGGCCUUCGCGUUCGCGUGCUUCGGGCUCGUCACGCUCAUCUUCGCGAACGCGCUCCUGCCGCUCGCCGCGUACAAGUUCGGCCUCGGCGCGCUCGUGCCGCCGGCGACGCGCGCGCGCCUCGCGGGCCUCAUGGUCCUCGCCGUCGCGACCAUCGUCGUCGAGGGCACGUUCUGCGCCGCGCUCGUGCGCGUCAAGCCCCUGCCCUACCACGCGGCCUUCGACCUCCUCUUCUUCCAGGUCCUCGCCACCGCCGCCCUCCGCGCGACGCUCCUCGCCGCGGACAAGGACGCCCACUCGCGCAAAAAACACCGCUGCCGUCGUCGACGCGCUGAGCCGGCCAUGGGCAAGAAGACCAAGGACACGGUGCUGGAGUGCAAGAACCUGUGCUUCAGCUACAAGAACCACAGCGACGAGUUCUCGCUCAAGUCCGUCGAGCUCGGCCUCUUCCCCGGCCGCUGCCUCGGCGUCAUCGGCCUCAAUGGCCAGGGCAAGUCGACGCUCUGCAAGGUCCUGAGCAAGGCGAGGAUGUACGGCGGCGGCGACGUCGACUUCAAGCCGUCCAAGGGCAAGGUCUUCUACCACCCGCGCGACAGCGAGAAGUUCGAGCGCCUCGACCCGUACCAGGGCACGCUCGUCGCCGCGGUCAUCGUCGGGUUCUGCCUCACGAGCUUCCUCGCGAUCACGCUGGGCCCGUCGGAGGUCGACGAGGGCGCCGCGGUGGAUUUGGCGUCGCUCCUGUGGCUCGCGGGGCUCGUGGUCAUCUCGUACGGCGUGGACGUCGCGAUGCGGCGGACGCUCGACGGAAACUACCGGGGCCGCGUCGUCUACUGCUCGACGGAGCACGACCUGGCGAAGCACGUGCUCAAGGACGCCUGGGGCCUGAACGAGGCCAUCACGGGUUCGUUGAAAGGCGCUUUGACGGAGGACGAGCGCCUCGCGCUGUGCGAGCGGCUCCUCACGUGGGCGGGCUUCCGCAUGUUCAAGCAGGACGACUCGGGCGACGAGUACGGCGACCCCUACACCUUCGCGCGCGACGCGGCCCUCACCUGCGGCGCCCUGAGCGGCGGCCAGCGCCACCUCGUCUACUUCCUCCGGUGUUUGGCGCCGUGCUUCUGCCCGAAGCGCGAGCGGUUCCUGCCCGUCUGCCUCUGGCAGAAGCAGUCGCCGAGCCGCGUCGACGUGCUUCUGUUGGACGAGGCCUUCAACUGCCUCGACGCCCACGUGCGGCCCCGGGCGCUGCGACUCGCGCGCCACUGCGUCGACGCGUUCGGCGUCUCCGUCGUCGUCGUGUGCCAGAACCUGCACGAGAUGGCGGCGAUCUGCGACGACGCCUGCUGCGUCCACGGCGGCGCGCUCGUCGAGGCGCCGCGGCCCGUGCGCGAGCUCGCGGCCGUCGCGGGGCCCGCGGCCGCGAAGCUGCACGCGGACGCGCGGACGUACGUCGACGCCUACUGGGAGCUCGAGCGCGACGUCCGCGAGCGCGACGCGGCCGCCGCGCGGCUCGCCGUGUCGGCCUACGCGGCGGCGGCGGGCGAGGAGCUGCGCCGCGCCGUCGCGUCGCUGCCGCCCGUCGCGGCGCUCGGGCCGCCGUGGGACGGCGCGGUCCUCGCGCGCGGCGACGCGGUGCGCAUCGACGGCCUCGGCGCCCAGCGCCGCUUCAACGGCAAGAAGGGCCGCGUCGUCGGCGAGCUCGGCGAGGGCGCGGCCCACCGCGUCAAGGUCGCCCUACCGGACGGCCAGUCCCUCGCGGUCCGCCGGUCGAACCUCGCCAAGGUCGCCGACGCCGCCCCCGCGGACAAGAAGCGCGACUAGUGGGGGGUCGUUUUUUAAGCGCCACUCGGCCGC